UUUUCUCUUUCCUCGCAGCCGCGCUGGGGAGCUCGCGGCGCGCGCCCCCUCUACUCGGCCCAAGAUGAAUGCUGCGGCAGAAGCCGAGUUCAACAUCCUUCUGGCCACCGACUCCUACAAGGUUACUCACUAUAAACAGUACCCACCCAAUACAAGUAAAGUUUAUUCCUACUUUGAAUGCCGUGAAAAGAAGACUGAAAACUCCAAAGUAAGGAAGGUGAAAUACGAGGAAACAGUAUUUUAUGGGUUGCAGUACAUUCUUAAUAAGUACUUAAAAGGUAAAGUAGUGACCAAAGAGAAAAUCCAGGAAGCCAAAGAGGUAUACAAAGAACAUUUCCAAGAUGAUGUCUUUAAUGAAAAGGGUUGGAACUACAUUCUUGAGAAGUACGAUGGGCAUCUUCCAAUAGAAGUAAAGGCUGUUCCUGAAGGGUCUGUCAUUCCCAGAGGAAACGUUCUUUUCACAGUGGAAAACACUGAUCCAGAGUGCUACUGGCUUACAAAUUGGAUUGAGACUAUUCUUGUGCAGUCCUGGUAUCCAAUCACAGUGGCCACAAAUUCUAGAGAGCAGAAGAAAAUAUUGGCCAAAUAUUUAGAAACUUCUGGUAACUUAGAUGGUCUGGAAUACAAGUUACAUGAUUUUGGCUACAGAGGAGUCUCUUCCCAAGAGACUGCUGGCAUAGGAGCUUCUGCUCAUUUAGUUAACUUCAAAGGAACAGAUACAGUAGCAGGAAUUGCACUAAUUAAAAAAUAUUAUGGAACAAAAGAUCCUGUCCCAGGCUAUUCUGUUCCAGCUGCAGAACACAGUACCAUAACAGCUUGGGGGAAAGACCAUGAAAAAGAUGCUUUUGAACAUAUAGUAACACAGUUUUCAUCAGUGCCUGUAUCUGUGGUCAGCGAUAGCUAUGACAUUUAUAAUGCGUGUGAAAAAAUAUGGGGUGAAGAUCUAAGACAUUUAAUAGUAUCAAGAAGUACAGAGGCACCACUAAUAAUCAGACCUGAUUCUGGAAAUCCUCUUGACACUGUAUUAAAGGUUUUGGAUAUUUUAGGUAAGUUUCCUGUUACUGAGAACUCAAAGGGCUACAAGUUGCUGCCACCUUAUCUUAGAGUUAUCCAAGGGGAUGGAGUAGAUAUUAACACCUUACAAGAGAUCGUAGAAGGCAUGAAACAAAAAAAGUGGAGUAUUGAAAAUGUUUCCUUUGGUUCUGGUGGAGCUUUGCUACAGAAGUUAACAAGAGAUCUCUUGAAUUGUUCCUUAAAGUGUAGCUAUGUUGUAACUAAUGGCCUUGGGAUUAAUGUCUUCAAGGACCCAGUUGCUGAUCCCAACAAAAGGUCCAAAAAGGGCCGAUUAUCUUUACAUAGGACACCAGCAGGGAAUUUUGUUACACUUGAGGAAGGAAAAGGAGAUCUUGAGGAAUAUGGUCACGAUCUUCUCCAUACUGUAUUCAAGAACGGGAAGGUGACAAAAAGCUAUUCAUUUGAUGAAGUAAGAAAAAAUGCACAGCUGAAUAUUGAACUGGAAGCCGCACCUCAUUAGGCUGUUUUACGAUUGGGUGUGUGCGUGUGUGUGUGUGUGUGUGUGUGUUUACAUGCGUGCAUGCAUGUAUACACCUGUAUGUAUGUAAUACAUAAUGUUUAUUGUACAGAUGUGUGGGGUUUCUUUGUGUUUUAUGAUACAUUAUAGCCAAAUUAUUUGUUGGUUUAUGGACAUACUGCCCUUUUUUUUUUCUUCUUCU
Molecule: messenger RNA, 1733 nt
Organism: Marmota monax (woodchuck)
Lineage: Eukaryota; Metazoa; Chordata; Mammalia; Rodentia; Sciuridae
Product: nicotinamide phosphoribosyltransferase-like
Biological process (GO): NAD+ biosynthetic process
Molecular function (GO): nicotinamide phosphoribosyltransferase activity
Source: RefSeq, a predicted model, not a curated record